Molecule: messenger RNA, 4631 nt
Organism: Malaya genurostris
Lineage: Eukaryota; Metazoa; Arthropoda; Insecta; Diptera; Culicidae
Exons: 3
Coding region: 3456-4631 (391 amino acids)
Source: RefSeq, a predicted model, not a curated record
GAAGUAUUUCAAUAGUACACUAUUGAAAAACCUAUCUCAUUUGACCCAUGUCAACACCAGCCAAUCAGAACGCGUUCUGAGGAAGAGAAGAAAAUAGCUGCUGCUGUACAACAAAUCGUUCAAGAAAAAUGUUUCCAAAAGUGGUGAAUAUCGUAGUGAGUUCCUCAAUUUGGUCCUUCUGAAUGCUAGAAACGAAUCCCUACAGCAUAUUGAUAGUCUCUUUCAAUAAAUUAUGCAAAUCCGAAAUGAAAUAAUCGACAUUGAAAUUCUAUAUGCGGCUAUUUUUAUAGCCGUUAGGACCGCCCAUUAGUGAAAAAGCUACAAACGAAAUCACAUAAAGGAAACUCUUAACAAAAAUUGAAUCAGUUUGGAUUCUAUCGCCACUGCGAGCAGAUGUGUUUUGUGUCGUCUGCACAGCUAGUUUCGCUUUCGACAAGAGCGAUUACGUCACAGCUGCCAGUCAUUUCGAUGGAUGAAAAAGCAACGUUGGAGAGCAUUAUAAAAAAUCAGCCGUUCUAAUGGCUCUAAAAUUUUUCUAAAGAACUAUUAGGAUUUGUUUUUCGCAAACCGCAGGUAAUUAUCCUCAGUUUAGUGCAAAUCAAGAACAAUUUGGUUAGAUUUGUGCACUUUUCGCUGUGUGAAAUUCACAGUAAUCGAGAUCAAGUGAAGCUUUUUUUUGCGAAAAAUGUUCCGAGUUUAAUAUCGUAGAGAAUUACGCAAUUUGUCCCUUCUGAAUGCUGGAAAUGAAUCCCUACAGCAUAUUGAUAGUUUUUUUUCAAUAAAUUAUGCAAAUCCGAAAUGAAAUAAUCGACAUUGAAAUUCUAUAUGCGGCUAUUUUUAUAGCCGUUAGGACCGCCCAUUAGUGGAAAAGCUACAAACGAAAUCAAAUAAAAGGAAAUCUCUUAACAAAAAUUGAAUCAGUUUGGAUUCUAUCGCCACUGCGAGCAGAUGUGUUUUGUGUCGUCUGCACAGCUAGUUUCGCUUUCGACAAGAGCGAUUACGUCACAGCUGCCAGUCAUUUCGAUGGAUGAAAAAGCAACGUUGGAGAGCAUUAUAAAAAAUCAGCCGUUCUAAUGGCUCUAAAAUUUUUCUAAAGAACUAUUAGGAUUUGUUUUUCGCAAACCGCAGGUAAUUAUCCUCAGUUUAGUGCAAAUCAAGAACAAUUUGGUUAGAUUUGUGCACUUUUCGCUGUGUGAAAUUCACAGUAAUCGAGAUCAAGUGAAGCUUUUUUUUGCGAAAAAUGUUCCGAGUUUAAUAUCGUAGAGAAUUACGCAAUUUGUCCCUUCUGAAUGCUGGAAAUGAAUCCCUACAGCAUAUUGAUAGUUUUUUUUUUCAAUAAAUUUGCAAAUGCGAAAUAAAAUAAUCGACAUUAAUAUUCUGUAUGCGACUAUUUUUAUAGCCGUUAGGACCGCCCAUUAGUGAAAAUGCUACAAACGAAAUCACGUAAAAGAAAGCUCCUAACAAAAAUCUAAUCAGUUUGGAUUCUAUCGCCAAUGCGAGCAGAUGUAUUUUGUGCCGUUUGCAAAGCUAGUUUCGCUUCCGAUAAGAGUGAUUACGUCACAGCUGCCAGUCAUUUCGAUGGAUGAAUAAGCAUCGUUGGAAAGCAUUAUAAAAAAUCAGCCGUUCUAAUGGCUCUAAAAGUUUUCUGAAGAACUAUUAGGAUGUGUUGUUCGCAAAUCGAAAGAAAAUAUCCUCAGUUUAGUGCAAAUGUAGAACAGUUUGGUUAGAUUCUUGCACUUUUCGCUGUGUGAAAUUCACAGUAAUCGAGAUCAAGUGAAGCCUUCUUUGUUUUUGCGAAAAAUGUGGAAAAGGGGAAUGCUUGCAUAAUUCAUACAAUUGAUCAACUAUUUGAUAUUCGGAAGUGUUAAGGAACAUGUCAUUUGUUUUCGUAUUCACGACAUCCAGUUAUGUCUCUGACAUUACCCACCCGCCUUUUUCGAACUGUUUAAUGAUUUCAGCUGCCGAGACAUGUUUCCUAAGAUGUGCCUUCGUUAAUGCCCAAAAUUUCUCAAUUGGUCGAAGUUGUGGACAAUUUGGUGGAUUCAUGUCUUUUGGGACGAAAGUGACAUUUUUGGUAGUAUACCAUUCUACCGUUGAUUUCGAGUAGUGGCAAGAAGCAAGAUCUGGCCAGAAGAUAACAGGAUCCUUGUGGUUUCGAAUCAUGGGUCGAAGUCGUUUUUGUAAACAUUCCUUGAUGUAUAUUUCGCUGUUCAUUGAAGUAGUGGUGAUGAAGGGUUUCGAAAUCUUACCGCAGCUACAAAUUGCUUGCCAGAUCAUAGCUUUCAUACCAAAUUUUUCGACUUCAAUCGAUGUCUCGGACUGGCCCUUCUCGCACCGUAUAAUAUUGUGGUCCCGGCAAGGAUUUGUAAUCGAGUUCCACGUAGGUUUCGUCGUCCAUGAUUAUGCAGUUCAAAUUUCCAGCAAGAAUCGUAUUGUACAGCUUUCGAACCCCCGGCCUGAUCGAUGCUUCUUGUUUCGGAUUACGUUUUGGUUGUUUCUGCCAGUGCAGUAAAAAUUCACUUCAUUCAUUUGAAUUUGAUUUUACAACACUGCUCAGUUUAAUCCGACAGGCCUUCUCUUCACUACUAGUGUUCAUUGAAAAUGAAACGAUUUGACAGAUCUAAAUAAGUCAUUCACGCGCUCUUUGCAUUCCCUCUUCUCUUUUUUUCAUAUGAAUAGACAUAUCUUCAAUACAUUCAAAGUUCAUCUUCGAUUUGAACCCGAAUACCAGUCAAUUGAAGGCCUAACAAUUCAUUUGACGCCGUUAUAGUGAUAUUCAGUAUCAAUUAUUUUGUAACGAUUGUAAACUAAAAGUUCUCAAAAUGACUACUGGAAAGCGUAAGCAUGAAGAAUCGAAAAAUUAUUCCGAAAUUGCUUCUAAAUUUGUACGCCACGAAGGCGAACGGGUGUAUUGCCAAAUUGAAGGAAUUGAAAACAAGUGUACAUACAUUCAAUCAAGGUAUGAUGCCUGCAAUUUUAUCCGGCAUUUUAGAACGCGUCACAAGACUUUGGCUACCCUGCAUGGUCUUUUCAGUGAAAAAGUAAAAAUCAAAAUACGAAAUGUUCCAAAAAAAGCGGUGGCUAUCGAUAAACAGAUGAUUAUUGAUUCAGCAAUAAAACUUAUUGCGUAUCAUAAUCUGCCUCUGUCGUGUUUCGAUUGGGAAGGAUUGCGACAAAUUUUUGAUCCUUUGGGGGAAGCAUUUGGACUCACUCUAAAUAGACCUAAUGCAAAAUCUUAUAUCAACGAAAUUGCUAACAGAAUGAUACCAAUUAUGGCAGCUGAAAUGAAAUCACGAUUACUGUGUUUAAUGAUUGAUUCGGCUAGUCGAAUGAAUCACCACAUUUUGGGUGUUGGAGUGCAAUAUGCAAUAGGCGAUAAAGUUGUAGCAAGAACGCUGGGUAAAUUGCAAUAUUGUUUGUAAUUUUCUGUUUUCUAAUAGUACUUUUUACUAGGUAUGAUUGAGGUAAAAGAAAGGCAAACUGCUGCAUUCCUUAAAGAUAAGGUACUAGCAAUAUUAGCUCGCUAUGAUGUUACACUUCUGCAAGUGUUUUCAAUAACAGUCGACAAUGGAGCUAAUAUGCUUGCAUGUAUACGACAACUGAAGGAUGAGUUUGAAGCGCCAAUUCUUUCAUUAUACGAUGAAAUCGAAGAAAGCGACGUAGCAAAUGAAACUGCACAAGAAGUAGCCGACAAUAUUACAAAUGAUUUUAAUGAUCAAGCCAGAGAAAAUCUUAAUAUGGUUAGAUGUGCAGUUCAUACGCUGCAACUAGCUAUCCUCGAUGUAGUUAAUAAAAGCAACGAGAAAGUUAAACAAAUUACCGAGAUCGCUAAGCGCUGUAAGAACAUAAAAUAUAAAACCAGUUUUGAAUACCACCAUGCGAAAUAUCCUCCAGUAUGGUGUCAAACAAGAUGGGGAGGCAUUUAUAAAAUGUUUGAAUACUUUACCAUCCAAAAACAGUUCUUCUCUCAGCUUGCUCUAGAGUUUCCUGAACUUGGUAAAAUUUUCAUUGAAAGAACUCAUUUAUGUUUUAAUUUGACCAAAUUUUUACAAAUGGAAUUUACAGACCUCGCUAUUCACUGGGACUUCAUCCAAAACUAUUUGGAAGCCUUCAAGCCAUGUUAUGUUUGUACAAAAAAGUUACAGGAAUCGCAUGUAUCUUUGAGCGAUUUUUACAUGGAAUGGUUGAUAACCAUAUGUCUGGUUAAAAAGCAAGAGAAUAAUCCUUUUGCUCAUGAACUAACGAAGGCAUUAUCUACACGUCUCGAGAAUCUUCGUACGUCGAUGGCUUUUAAAAUGGCCAUUUAUCUAGACCCUCGAUUCAACUACACCAAUUCAAACGUAUUCAAUGGCGAUGAAAAGGAACACAUACAGAAAUUCAUUAUUCAAACCUGGGCGAGAAUUAAAUACUUGGAUCCCCGUUACUCUAUUGAACAAACGUGUACAACUAACGCUACAGAAGCUUUUAAUGAAAGCGAUAAUUUUAUCACCGAAAUAUUCGGCGGAUCGCUUAGUACCAAUGAUACUUCAAGCACAUUCCAACAGCAGUUAAAAACUCUCCAAGCAGAGAUGCGUCAAUGCACUGCAUUGUCGCUGUUUCAACGAACCAAGGUCGAACAACAAUCGCAUUAG